UUUGUCUCUUCCCAGACACCCCCAGACCCCCACCCGCGACCCCCGGGCGCCCCGGGAGGGGCCUGGAGCGGCGGGGCGGGGCGGGGGGCGGCGGGCAGGGGGAGGAGGAGGAGGAGGCGGAGGAAGCCGCCGCUCCCCGCGCUCCGCCGAGGCAGGAGCAUCCUGGCCCCGGAGCCCCGCGGCCGCCGCCCCCCGCCGCGCCCGGCCCCCCCGGCAGCUCAGGGCUGAGAACUGGGGGUGACACUGCGGCCCCGCGGCAGAGCAGACCCCGGCGCCUGCCCCAGGACCAUGAUCCCCGCCAAGGAGAAGGCCAGGGCUCCCAAGGACAGCAUGACGCUCCUGCCCUGCUUCUACUUCGUAGAGCUGCCCAUCGUGGCCUCUUCCAUCGUGACGCUCUAUUUCCUGGAGCUGACGGACCUCUUCAAGCCGGCCAAGGUGGGCUUCCAGUGCUACGACCGCACGCUCUCCAUGCCCUAUGUGGAGACCAACGAGGAGCUCAUCCCGCUGCUCAUGCUGCUCAGCCUGGCAUUCGCCGCGCCGGCCGCCUCGAUCAUGGUUGGGGAGGGCAUCGUGUACUGCCUGCAGUCCAGGCUGAAGGGCCGCGCCGGUGCCGAGGGCAGCAUUAACGCCGGCGGCUGCAACUUCAACUCCUUCCUGCGCCGCACCGUAAGGUUUGUGGGCGUCCACGUGUUCGGGCUCUGUGCCACAGCGCUGGUGACGGAUGUCAUCCAACUGGCCACCGGCUACCACGCUCCCUUCUUCCUCACCGUCUGCAAGCCCAACUACACGCUGCUGGGCACCCCCUGCGAUGCCAACCCCUACAUCACCCAGGACAUCUGCUCGGGCACGGACAAACACGCCAUCCUCUCUGCCAGGAAAACCUUCCCAUCCCAGCACGCAACGCUCUCGGCGUUCGCUGCUGUCUACGUAUCGAUGUAUUUCAAUUCCAUCAUCUCGGACAGCACCAAACUCCUCAAGCCCAUCCUGGUCUUUGCCUUCGCCAUCGCCGCCGGCAUCUGUGGCCUGACUCAGAUCACCCAGUACCGCAGCCACCCCGCUGACGUCUACGUGGGCUUCCUCAUCGGCUCCGGCAUCGCUGCCUACCUGGCAUACCACGCUGUCGGCAACUUCCGCGCCCCGACCGAGAGGGUCCCGGUGCCGGCGCCGGCCAAGGAUGCGCUGCGGGCGCUGACGCAGCGGGGCCACGACUCCGUGUACCACCAGAACAAGUCGGUGAGCACCGACGAGCUGAACCCGCAGACGCGGCUGGAGGAGGCGGCUCGGCCGGUGCCGCGGGAGAAGAACUCCCUGGGUAGCCUGAAGCGGGCCAGUGUGGACGUGGACCUGCUGGCCCCCCGCAGCCCCAUGGGCAAGGAGAACAUGGUGACCUUCAGCAACACCCUGCCCCGCGUCAACACCCCGUCCAUGGAUGACCCCGCGCGGCGCCACAUGACCAUCCACGUCCCCGUGGACGCCUCCCGCUCCAAGCAGCUCAUCACCGAGUGGAAGCAGAAGUCGCUGGAGGGCCGGAGCAUGACGCUGGCGGAGGAGGCGGCGCAGGGCCGGGGUGCAGGGGACGCUGGCGAGGAUGUGCCCCCGUCGCUGUACCCCACGGUGCAGGCGCGCGCGGCCGAGCGGGCGGCCGUGGGGCCCCGUGUCCUCAUCCAGCCCCGCGCGGGCACCUCGCAGCUCGUGCACAUCCCCGAGGAGACCCAGGCGGGUGCUGGUGUCCCGGCCGGCAGCGGCGCGGCUGCACGGGCCAAGUGGGUGAUGGUGGCCGAGAAAGGGGGUGCGCAGCGCGUGGCCAACCCGCCGCGCCUCAUGCAGGUCAUCGCCAUGUCCAAGCAGCAGAGCAUGGUCUCCGUCACCCCCAAGCACUCGGAGACGUCGUCGUCCUCCACCAGCUCCGACUCCUCGCAGUACCGCUCGCCCUCGGAGCGGGACAGCUCCAGCAUCAUCACCAUCGACGCCCAUGCCCCCCAUCACCCUGUUGUCCACCUCUCCGCCGGCAACGGGCCCUGGGAGUGGAAGUCAGGGCCGAAGGGGCCGGAGGGGCCGGAUGCCUAUGAGCUGGGCGAGAUGGGGAAGGAGUUCCGCGGCUUCCACCCGGCCAAGAGCGCCGGCAUCUCGCCGGGCUCCUCCAUCAGCGACAUGGAGCAGGACGAGCCGCGCUAUGGCAGCCUGGCCGCCAUCGCCGGGGGCGAGCGGGGGGACACGGCGGCCGAGGGGCUGCCGGGCACAGCCAGCCGCGAGUCCACGCUGCGGAGGAAGCCGGCGGAGCGGGAUGCGCAGGGGGACAGCGAGGUGGACCACUACUACAAGAAAAUGCAAGCCGGCCGCAGGUUUAAGGACUGAGCCCCCCCAUUGCCUUCCCCAGGGCUCCCCCAGCUCCCUGCUGGAGGGGGGGGGGGGCAUCAAGAAGGGAGCUCUGUGGCCUUGGGGUGAUGGAGCAGCACAAGGAUGCGGCCGAGCAUGGUCACACCAGGCCCUGAGCCAGCCGGGAUGUGCGUGAGACCCCCCCCAGUGUGGGAUCCUGCUCCCACCCGGGCGCUGGGGAGGCUCAGGGGGCUCUGCCCCCCCCAGGCUUGGACAGCUCUGAGCACUUUGGACUUUCUUUUUCUCUCUAACAUGGUGCUGACGUUUCGGAGGGGUUCGUAAUUUAUUCCAGCUCUGAAAGUGUAUUUCUGGGGGGGGAUGGGAGGGAGCAAAUGGUGCUGAAGGGCUUUGGGGGGGGCUGGAUCGAGGGGUCCUGGGGUUUGGGGCUGCCGUGGGGCAACGGGCCCUGGCUCGCGCGGGGUUUGUGGAUGCUGGGGUCCUGCAGCCCCACAUCCGGCGCCACUGGGCAGUGUUGGGGAGGACGAGGGGGGACAGGGGGUGCCCAGGGCUGGGGCUCUGGGCACAUGGAGGCUGUAAAUAGUGCAUGGGCUGAUGGUGAGGGUGGGCCAUGGGGCGGGCGCGGGGGGAGCCGGGGCUGAGCUCUGGCCCCAGGAGCAGCAGCAGCCCUGGGCUGGGGACCGAGGUUUUUUGGGGGGCCGGGGGGGUUCCGGGGCUGUGAACGCGUCUGUUGGGCAAUGGCUGGAACUGCUGUGGUUUGAAAAGCAAAUAAACACGUGGAUGUUC
This is a messenger RNA of Strigops habroptila (Kakapo), 3120 nucleotides long. RefSeq names its product phospholipid phosphatase related 3 (gene PLPPR3). NCBI's taxonomy places the organism in Eukaryota, Metazoa, Chordata, Aves, Psittaciformes, Psittacidae. Gene Ontology annotation, molecular function: phosphatidate phosphatase activity. The coding region runs from base 289 to 2355 and encodes 688 amino acids. Gene Ontology annotation, biological process: phospholipid dephosphorylation; phospholipid metabolic process; signal transduction. The record is from RefSeq and is a predicted model, not a curated record. The transcript is spliced from 8 exons.